Anopheles aquasalis is the source of this 909-nucleotide messenger RNA. RefSeq names its product general odorant-binding protein 67-like. NCBI's taxonomy places the organism in Eukaryota, Metazoa, Arthropoda, Insecta, Diptera, Culicidae. The record is from RefSeq and is a predicted model, not a curated record.
CAAUGGCACGGUAUCGCGAGGUGAAAUAUCUGCUCGUAGCGCUCGCUUGUACAGCGUUGUGGUCGAAUUGUUUGGCGGAAAACCCUUGCGCCGGUGGACCACCAGUCCAGAUGAAUCCAGCCGAAUGCUGUGCAAUACCGAUGCUCGUCGAUGGUUCGAUCAUGAUGGAGUGCUACCAGAAGUACGGCGAGCAGACGAAGAAGCAACUCCAGAUGGAUGGUACACCGCGUGGUUGUUGCAUCGCCGAGUGUGGCAUGAACGCGACCAGCAUGUACGCCGAUGGGAUGCUGAAGCGUGACGAUCUGACCAAGAUGUUUAUGGACUCGGUCAAGGAAAAGCCGGAAUGGAUGGCGAUUGUUCGGGAUGCAACGAACGCGUGCUUUGAGUUGGCAGAGCAGAAAAAGGAUGAAAUCGAGGCUGGAGCCAAGCUGGAACCGAGCUUCGAAGGUGAACAGAUUUGCAAUCCAAUCUCCGGUACGGUGCUGCGCUGCAUGGGCAUGAUCAUGUUUGGUCAGUGCCCGAAGAGUGUGUUCGUGGCGAGCGAGGACUGCAGCAAACUGCGGGAUUAUGGUAGCAUGUGUCCCAUUAUUUGAACCAGUUUCGGCAUGGCUUGGCAUUAGCGUGUACACCGGUGUAACAUUUGAAGUAAAAUAGAUUCGGGUUCCAGCACGUGCUAAGCGUGGCACAUUACCCGUUUGUGCAAUCUGUUGUUUUAUUAUAUUUUUGGCCGAGCAUCUCGUUUAGUAUCAGCACUCAUCGUGGCCGCUGUAAGAAAACGAAAGCCGCUGCAAACCAAAUGUUACUUAGAUAGCGAACGAAUUAAAGAAAAUCCUAUUUUAUCGCGAAUUUUUGGAGACCUUUCUUGGAUAUUGGCGUUUCCAACUGCCAUGAUAAAUUUUAAUUAUUCAU